AUGGUUCAAUUGUCGCUUUCGACCGCCCUCUUCUUGGCAGCAACUGCCCUUGCGGCUCCCAACCGCCGCGCCUGUGUUGGACCUCCUAUCAACGAUGCUACCGUCCAACUCAUCAGGGACUCUGAGGGCUUUGUACCCUCACCCAAGCCUGACCCUGUUGGCUACCCCACGGUUGGCUAUGGCCACAAGUGCCAAAACUCAGGUUGCUCCGAAGUCAAGUUCCCGUUCCCUCUGAACGAAGAUACCGGAACUCAGCUGCUCAAGAGCGACAUUACUCCCGCUCAGCAGUGCAUCACCCUUGGAACCGGGUCUAAUGUUCGGCUCAACAUCAACCAGUAUGGUGCUCUGGUCGAUUGGGCAUUCAACAUUGGCUGCGGUGCCGCCAAGUCUUCUACCCUCAUCAAGCGUCUUAAUGCCGGUGAGGAUCCUAACACUGUUAUUGCCAAUGAGCUGCCGCAGUGGAACAAGGGCGGUGGCAAGGUCUUGCCUGGUCUUGUGAAGAGGAGGGCCGCUGAAGUUAAGCUUGCGCAGACGGCUACUGAUCAGGGUGCUCUUCCCGUUGGCUGUUAA
This is a messenger RNA of Pochonia chlamydosporia 170, 570 nucleotides long. RefSeq names its product lysozyme. Gene Ontology annotation, molecular function: lysozyme activity. Bases 1 to 570 code for a protein of 189 amino acids. Gene Ontology annotation, biological process: cell wall macromolecule catabolic process; peptidoglycan catabolic process. The record is from RefSeq and is a predicted model, not a curated record. The transcript has 3 exons. NCBI's taxonomy places the organism in Eukaryota, Fungi, Ascomycota, Sordariomycetes, Hypocreales, Clavicipitaceae.